AUGACUCUCACCGAUGAGGAGCUCGACCGCGACUGGCAGCCCAACGGCCGUCGUCCUCAAUCGUCCGUAUUCCCCUAUACUUGCUUCUCUAAUCCAUUGAAGACGCCUACCAUAACCAUCGCCCGCUCGUUUAGUGCUGAGCUUAUGGACAUAUUCCGCAUCGAAAACUCUCUCACCGACCUGGAUCAGCAAGUCCACGCCAAGAAGCAAACCGUCAACAAGGAAACCGAAGAACUCGCCGCCCUUGAAGCCCGCCUUCGUGAAAUGGAAGAACGCCUCCGCCGUUCUACAGGUGGCGCUCAACAACCAUCUUCACUGCCUCAGUCACAGACCGCCAACCAGGCUCAGUCCCAGACUCAGCAGCCAAGUUCCCUCGACGCCCCCAAGGACGACUCCAAGGUCCGCUCACGACCGGGAACAGCCCGUGCUUCCCAGCAAGCUCCCUCUUCGGGCAACAUGCCCCCGACCCCGGGUGCCAGUGAAGGUGAAUACUAUGUCGUCACCCGCGAUGACUUGCAAGACGGCCCGCGCUGA
Messenger RNA from Fusarium poae, 534 nucleotides. RefSeq lists its product as uncharacterized. The transcript has 3 exons. NCBI's taxonomy places the organism in Eukaryota, Fungi, Ascomycota, Sordariomycetes, Hypocreales, Nectriaceae. The record is from RefSeq and is a predicted model, not a curated record. Bases 1 to 534 code for a protein of 177 amino acids.